AUGACUGAUACUUCCGGUUUUCAAUCGCUUCCUGACCCACGCAUGGCAGCAGCUACAGGACAGAAUUCCAAUGUUUUAGUGGUCAUUUAGAACUAAAUAUGGCCGUGUUACCUUCGUAAAUGAUAUAUAUUUAUACACUGAGAAUACGUUGCGCUCAAUUUCAAGGUGUCACCUCGAUCUUUAAUUUGCAGUAUGAUUGUGUAUUCGUAAGGUAGGCUAUAGAACUGUGAGCUCACGCCUCAAACUUUAUUAUGAACCAGCGUUUGCCUCCCUGUGUGCUGUCGUUUAGCCAACUGAUUGUGGGAUCAGGAAUUUUGUAAAUAUCAACGGGUUAUUUGGUGGACAGGAUGAUUCCGAGUCCUUACGGUCUGGACCGCGACAGACCGUUCGUCAGACUCCGGUUCACCACCUUCAUUACUGGCACUGUUGCCCUGCCAUUGUUGGGCUUGACCUCCUGCAUUUUUGUCUCGUGUUUUUUUCACUUUGAGAAUGCCAUGAAAACCCACUGCCAGGUUCCUAACUACCUGCCCUCCAUCAGCGCUUCCAUAGGACUGACACCUGAGCGCUACAUCUGGCGCUUCUGCAUCGGAUUGCACUGCGCGCCUCGGUUCUUUGUGGCGGUGGCGUACUUCAACUUCUACCGCAGAAGCUUCACCAAAAACGUUGUGGCGACGCCGCUUUGCUACCUUGGCCUAAUCUGUGCCUUCAGUGAAAACAUUGGCCUGCUGCUGCUCACCUACGUGUCCUCGAAUGAGACGUACACCAUCCAUAAGAAGGGUUUCAUGGUGUUCGUCGGCAGUGCACUGGUACACAUGGGGAUCACCUGCUGGCUGUGGAACGUCAUCAAGAUGCAUUCAGGGGGGCGUGAGCUGCUGAAGUCGUACCGGUGGAAGAAGCGGCUGUGUGUCUCCAGCGUCAUUCUGUGCACCGCGGCCGGCGCCUUUUUCUGGAGGCACAACAAGUACUGCGAGGCAGGAAUCUACACACUUUUUGCUCUCUGUGAGUACCUGAUGGUGCUCUGCAACAUGGCCUUCCACCUGACAGCCUUCUGGGACUUUGGGCACACGGAUGUAAUGAUCGCCACCCCGCCAGAGGAGAAGCGCUUCUGACCAGGGGAACGGAGGGGCUGGGCCUUGUGGGAACCGUUUUGGGGAAGGGGAGGGGCCGGGCCAGCCCAGCGACACUGAGGCAUUCCCCCCCCAUUGCAAUGGUGUACAUUUCAUUUCCCGGUCUGCGUCAGUGAUGUCACAGUCAGUACCGUAAAAGUCAGAGCUCACCUUUUUAUUUUACGUGUUAGUCCACAGGACAGCUGUGCAGAUCGUAUGUCCCGAGGCAGGGCAAGCUCAGAUUUUAUACUUUCCUUCUCUUGCUCUGAAACCUUCUCUUCUGCCUCGAGGUCUCCCCUUCAUCUUAUGACACUACCUCUCCAGUUUCUCCAUCUAUUCGGAUUGUUCUCGUCUCCCAUUAAAUAAACGCACGUGUUUCUGCUUGCUCACAAACGUCCCUUCCCUAGCUGACCUCGAGCCCCUUUCCUGAACGGGGGCCCAGUAUCUGCUGACUGCAAAAUCAAGUGCCUAUCUCUUCCAGUCAUAGACUUUUCUCUACCAAAAAUUUCACGUGUAAUAUGCAAAGUUAUGGUGUCGGAACUUCAGGUGUUCUUGUUUUUUUAUUUUUUUUAAAUCAUGUACCCUGUUAACCUCAGUAAAUACUUUCAUUGGUGUCUUUUUUUCUUGGGUAUUUCUUGUGCUAGACUGCAGUAAUUUAUAUGUAAGCCUGGUUUUAUUUAUAUUUACAUUACACCAAAGAUCAAGUCCAGGUAUUGAGAAUAUUCCACUGAAGUGGCGUAAGGGUAACCUGUAUAUUUUUGUAUGUGAAAGAUGUACUAUGCUGUCAAGGAUUCUCUUCCAAUAGGAGUGCCUCAUGCUUUAUCAUCCAGGGUGUUUAGUAGAGUAUUACAGUUUCAGACUUUAAUUUUUUAAAGAGGAAACUGGGCUUGUAACCCAGAGGUUGCUGGUUUGAUUCCUAUGUACUGCACUGCCAUUGUACAUUUAAGCCAGGUACUUACAUAUAUGCUUCAGCAACUUGCAUCGCUGAAGGAUAUAUCUUGCUGUAUGAGUGAAUACUGUGUAACAAUGUUAUUGUUACUCUGGAUAAGAGCAUUUGCUAAAUGCCAACAAUGGAAAUAAACUUUAACUUUGUUGACUGGAAGAAA
Messenger RNA from Anguilla rostrata (American eel), 2212 nucleotides. RefSeq names its product post-GPI attachment to proteins factor 2-like. The coding region runs from base 348 to 1109 and encodes 253 amino acids. Gene Ontology annotation, cellular component: endoplasmic reticulum membrane; Golgi membrane. The transcript is spliced from 5 exons. Gene Ontology annotation, biological process: GPI anchor biosynthetic process. The record is from RefSeq and is a predicted model, not a curated record. NCBI's taxonomy places the organism in Eukaryota, Metazoa, Chordata, Actinopteri, Anguilliformes, Anguillidae.